This is a messenger RNA of Ctenocephalides felis (cat flea), 1232 nucleotides long. RefSeq names its product piezo-type mechanosensitive ion channel component 2-like. The record is from RefSeq and is a predicted model, not a curated record. The transcript has 7 exons. The annotation marks the transcript as partial. Lineage: Eukaryota; Metazoa; Arthropoda; Insecta; Siphonaptera; Pulicidae.
CAGGAAAAUUUUGGAAAAUUCUUCUAGUCCUCGCUUUUUUAACAGCCAUCGCCCACGUAGUCUUCCACAUAACAUUAAUAUGCUUGGCACCAUAUGGAGCAUUUUUAACAAAUUGUAGUAAUAUAGAGUUCAUUCUUAGGCAAAUCGGUUUCGUUAGAUUGAAUGAUUUAUACGCCAGAGAGAUAGUGCGAUGGGUGAUGCCAGAAGUCUUGACCUUCGUGGGAUGUUUUUUGAUGUACCUGAGUGUGGUAAAAUUGAGCAAACAAGGACCAGCUGAUACUAACCCUUUGUUGCCCUUGGAUGCUGAAACUGGUGCUGAUAGGGGUAGUGGUGAUGGUGCCGCCACUGCCGAAAUUGGCAUCGGCGCCAGUCUUCAUAGUGAUAUGCACAGUGGGAAAAGUAAUGAGAAAAUUAAGAGAUUUUUGGCACAACUAGGUAAAUAUAUGCUCUUAGCAUUCCUGUGCAUAGCUGGUUCUAUGCGGCCUUCCAUUCCCAACAGUGUUUAUUUUUUAACAUUUUUGGCAUCGGCGACUUGGUGGUCAUGUUGCCGAAGUUUAGGACGCAAAUUUGCUUUAAGUUGCCGCCUUUUCGUAGCACCUUUACUCAUAGUUCAUAUUGUAGUACUUUAUUUGUAUCAAUUGCAAAUGUUUCAAGAUUUGCUACCGCCUUCAGUAAAAUGGACCAGAUAUUUUGGUAUCACACAACUGUUUACGUGGAACUGCCAAAAUCCUCGUAUAAUAACAAUUUUGGAUGUAGAAUGGGCAUCGUUUGUAAACCCAGUAGCCUUGUAUCUUUUAUACUACACCAUGAUUUUAGAAACAAAAGUUUUGCUCAAACCACAGAGGGAAAGAAAAUUAUCAAAACUUGACGCUGGAAGUUUUAGCGGCUCUUUGACGCGUCAAGUUUCUGCACGUUUGUCCAGGGCCAAACUGGUGCGAUCGACCUCUGAUUCUGCUAAAACUACCACUGAUAAAUGGAGAACGGCCACUACAAAAUUACGAUUAAUAAGAGGUGUAAGUCCUGGUAGAAGAUACAUGAAACAGACUUCUACAACUCAAGAAGCAGUUGGAACCACAAAUAGUGAGGUUCCUGAAGAAAAUAUACAAAUGCAGGACAUGAAUGAAACUGUGGAAGAAGAUGGAACUUUGUUGGAACAAAUCAUUCUUGCCAUUGUGUCAAUAUUUCAAGUUAUAAUAAUGUCUUCCUAUAUCUUCACGAAUAUCAUCAUGAUG